Molecule: messenger RNA, 561 nt
Organism: Uncinocarpus reesii 1704
Lineage: Eukaryota; Fungi; Ascomycota; Eurotiomycetes; Onygenales; Onygenaceae
Exons: 2
Coding region: 1-561 (186 amino acids)
Source: RefSeq, a predicted model, not a curated record
AUGGCGGUGGAAAUCCGGUUCAAAAGGAAGAAGAUCCGGGAGAAAAUCAAUACAUGUGGCGUUUUUGACCCCACUGGCGAGGAUGCCAAUAUAAUCGGGUCGCGAUCGAACGACUCGUGCAUUGAUAACCCGCCGCGUAUUCUUGCCUGUUCAGGCCACAUGCAAACAAUCGCGGUGAUGUUUGUAGGGAUUUUGCACGGAGUCACCAGCCGUGGUCUCGGGCAAUCUAGAGCUUCAUCCGAGGCAGUUCUGUCGCCCAGGGCGUAUCCGCCAAGCCUGACAUACAAACGCAGGGACUGGGAGCCAAAUGAUGGAUUGCGAUGGCCCGGACAACCCAAGCUCAACGACGUGCAAGAAGAUGUGAUUAUUAAAGGUCGAGUCAGAGGGAUGAGUCAAAAGGCGGACUUUCCAAGUGAGAUAUACGAGAUCGAGAGCUCUCGCCGUCUUGAAGUACUCCACCCCUUUUCGGUGCGGAUGGCCCGAUCCGCCGGCGAUUUCGAGAGGGCAGUCGAAACUGGGAUCCCUGUUAUGCUCUCCACUUCAAUAGUUUAUAUGUAUUAG